AGAAGGGGAGGGCAGUAUUGAAUUAGAUUGUUGAUAGCGUCCCUCUGAGGACUGCUAUUAAGAGCACGCUAUUCUGUACUUCUCUGCUGCAGAAGGCAGAGAGAGAUUCGAGUUCCACGGCAUGUUGUAAAUGUAUGAGAUUUUGCUCAUCCCGGCUUGGAAACAAAAAUAGGGGAAGGAGAGCAACUUGAAUCAGAAGCAACUAGAAGAGCGUGCAGAGUUCUGCAGCAGUUUAUAUUUGUUCUUACAUUUUGCUUUCUUCUAACUGGAAAACAAGGGAUUGGCAUUUUUAAACAGGCUUUUCCCAUAAUGGCAUUCUUGUAUUGUGUGGCCAGAGCUUGCACAGGAGGAAAGCAGGCUGCUGAAUUUAGUCACUGAUCUCUAUUAGCUGUGGCCUAAGGCUAUGCUGAGGUUUAUAUCCCAUUUGUAUUGUUGCAGCUCAAAAGAAGAAUGUUCAGAGGAUGACAAGUGUAUUCUGAGUAGAUCUCUUGUGGAAGAGGAAGACCAACACAUGAAAUUAUCCCUUGGAAGCAGCGAAAUGGGCCUCUCUUCCCAUUUACAGUCUUCCAAGGCAGGAACCACUCGCAUCUUUACCAGCAAUACCCACAGUUCUGUGGUGUUACAGGGCUUUGACCAGCUUCGACUUGAAGGAUUGCUUUGUGAUGUGACCCUGAUGCCAGGUGAUACAGAUGAUGCUUUCCCUGUACAUAGAGUCAUGAUGGCAUCUGCUAGUGACUACUUCAAGGCUAUGUUCACAGGAGGAAUGAAAGAACAAGAUUUAAUGUGCAUUAAGCUUCAUGGUGUGAGCAAAGUUGGUCUAAGGAAAAUUAUUGAUUUCAUUUAUACUGCAAAGCUUUCUCUUAAUAUGGACAACCUUCAAGACACACUGGAAGCUGCCAGCUUUCUACAAAUUCUGCCAGUUUUGGACUUCUGUAAAGUAUUUCUCAUAUCUGGGGUCACUUUAGACAAUUGUGUCGAAGUUGGGCGGAUUGCCAACACCUACAAUCUGACCGAAGUGGAUAAAUACGUUAACAGUUUUGUCUUAAAGAAUUUUCCUGCAUUGCUGAGCACCGGGGAGUUCUUGAAACUCCCUUUCGAGCGUCUUGCCUUUGUGCUUUCCAGUAAUAGCCUUAAGCAUUGCACUGAACUUGAGCUCUUUAAGGCUACCUGUCGCUGGCUUCGCCUGGAAGAGCCUCGGAUGGACUUUGCUGCAAAAUUAAUGAAGAACAUACGAUUUCCACUGAUGACACCACAGGAGCUCAUUAAUUACGUGCAAACAGUGGAUUUCAUGAGAACUGACAAUACUUGCGUGAAUUUGCUUUUGGAAGCCAGCAAUUACCAAAUGAUGCCAUACAUGCAGCCAGUUAUGCAGUCAGACAGGACUGCCAUUCGGUCUGACACCACUCAUUUGGUUACCCUAGGAGGUGUGCUGAGACAGCAGCUGGUUGUCAGUAAGGAAUUGCGCAUGUAUGAUGAGAAGGCCCAUGAGUGGAAGUCCCUAGCCCCCAUGGAUGCUCCAAGGUACCAGCAUGGCAUUGCUGUCAUUGGAAAUUUCCUCUAUGUUGUUGGUGGACAGAGUAAUUAUGACACAAAAGGAAAAACAGCAGUCGAUACAGUGUUCAGAUUCGAUCCUCGAUACAAUAAAUGGAUGCAAGUUGCAUCUUUAAAUGAAAAGCGCACAUUCUUCCACCUAAGUGCCCUCAAAGGAUAUCUGUAUGCGGUCGGUGGGCGAAAUGCAGCUGGGGAACUGCCUACGGUAGAAUGUUAUAAUCCAAGAACAAAUGAAUGGACCUAUGUUGCCAAAAUGAGUGAGCCUCACUAUGGACAUGCUGGAACUGUGUAUGGAGGAGUGAUGUAUAUUUCAGGAGGAAUUACUCAUGACACUUUCCAAAAGGAGCUCAUGUGCUUUGACCCUGAUACUGACAAAUGGAUCCAGAAGGCACCAAUGACCACUGUCCGAGGUCUGCAUUGCAUGUGUACAGUGGGAGAAAGGCUCUAUGUCAUUGGCGGCAAUCAUUUCAGAGGAACCAGUGAUUAUGAUGAUGUCCUAAGCUGUGAAUACUAUUCACCUAUCCUUGACCAGUGGACCCCAAUUGCUGCCAUGUUAAGAGGGCAGAGUGAUGUUGGGGUUGCUGUCUUUGAAAACAAAAUCUAUGUAGUUGGUGGGUAUUCUUGGAAUAAUCGUUGUAUGGUAGAGAUAGUGCAGAAAUAUGAUCCAGACAAAGAUGAAUGGCAUAAAGUUUUUGAUCUCCCAGAAUCCCUUGGUGGUAUUCGAGCUUGUACGCUCACAGUUUUUCCACCUGAAGAAACCACACCAUCACCUUCUAGAGAGUCCCCUCUUUCUGCACCUUAAGAUCAUCCCUACAACUAAGAUGCUGUAGUCCUAUCUUUGCAAUGUGUCAUGAUUCUCUUCUUUUUCUCCCCUUAAGUAGUAUAUCUGUUAGGAUUAGCCUCCAGUAAUUGAUACUGAUAUUGGAAAAAAGACAACAUUGAUGUUAUUUGUGCUGUUUGUUUGGCCUAGAAUGUUUAUAAAGUGGUAAUAAAACCAUCCUGGAAAUGUAUCCCAUAGAAGCUGUUUAACAUAUGAAAAACAGUAUUGUCUAUGAACUGUUUCUUCAGUACUUUUUAAUGCUGUGUACUGGGUGUAAGGUAUUUGUCAUCUUACAUUAUAAGCCAAUUUGAAGGUGGAUUAUAGUAAAUGUACAACUGUGCUCACUAGGCUUCAAAGUAAAAAGUUUUCCUUUCAUCUUUGACUGUAAGAUGUCAAAGGGAGGCAGCCUGCUCUAGCAGUUCUAGCAGGAAACAAUACACAAAAGGUUGCCAACUCGCAUGAGCUACCUCCCUCUUUUCAUGAAGUAUUUUUGAUGUAUCUGUCAACCCACCUGACUGUGUGGGUGCAUUGAGAACAUAUAAAGUUUCUUAGACACACAGGAGAAAUAACUGAAAUUCACCAAUGUUAACUUUAAAAAAGCAUGACCCCUCUACUUAUAAAAAAAAAAGGUUUGGGGUUUUUAAAGUGUGCGCAAAUGCAUACACACAUACUUGGAUAUGGAUUUCUAAACAUUGAGUGUCACAUCAAAUAACUAUGAAAUUUUAAAAAAUCUUUUAAAAGCAGCUUCCAUUAAAAUGGGAAUUCAGUGUGCACAUACUGAAUACACACGUGUAGAACCAUAUGAAUUUAGGUGGAUAAGGGCUAGAAAUUUUGAGCAACUAAAGUUGUCACUUGACCCAAUUUUAUCUUAAAAAUUGUAUUCUACUCCUUCUCCUUUGCUGUUGAGAUAACUUACAUAUUCUGUGUAUUCUGUAUACUCUCAAUUCAUAAGGUUAUUUAGCACAAAGUAUAGCAGCUUCACCUGGAGAGCUGCUUUUGCUCAAAGAAUUCAAUUUCCAUGUUUUAUCUUUUUUCUGUUCAAUAAAAACAUUUAAUGUCA
This is a messenger RNA of Ictidomys tridecemlineatus (thirteen-lined ground squirrel), 3431 nucleotides long. It is a transcript of the gene Klhl13, whose product is annotated as kelch like family member 13. Gene Ontology annotation, cellular component: Cul3-RING ubiquitin ligase complex. NCBI's taxonomy places the organism in Eukaryota, Metazoa, Chordata, Mammalia, Rodentia, Sciuridae. Gene Ontology annotation, molecular function: ubiquitin-protein transferase activity; cullin family protein binding. Gene Ontology annotation, biological process: protein ubiquitination; regulation of cytokinesis. The record is from RefSeq and is a predicted model, not a curated record.